UUUACAGAUCGCACAAAUAACAAUGAAAAUGUGGAAAUCUGCCGCACUUAUCCACCCAACUAUGAGGCUGAGUCGUUGCCCUCUUACACCAUUGUUUCGGGCUUACCCACCUACGACGAUGCCAUCGAGGAAUUUCGAAAAGCAGGCAUUAUACUCACACCACCUGUGCCGGUCAUAAAAAUAUUCGAGGCCAAAGAAACUAAAGAUUCCGCCUACAAUAUCGAUAACAUUAAUGAAGCCGAUAACAUAUCAGUGGCAUCGGUAAAUACGUGCACUUGUGGUGGUGGACUUAAUAAUACCAACAGCACUUCACAACAAUUUCUGGCGGGACAACCUGCUACACCUGCCGCCAUUAAUACCCAGUUUAUUGAAUUAUCACCCGAACAAUUGGCUGCUUUGUCACAAAAACGUUUGUCACUUCAGAUAGCCUUUCCGCCCGCAAUGCGCCGUAAUUCUAGGCCCCGAGUGGAUAUGCGUAACAAUUUGUUGCGUUCUCGAGCUGUGGGUAAUACUGCCGGUUAUGAAGCGAAUUUUCCUCAAAUACAUCGUUCCUCUUCGGUCUUUUCUUUGGCCAACGAACGUCAAAACAUACAAAUGAUGCAACAAAAUAUGCAGCAUCGUGGUUCCUUAUUUUAGUUUACCGCCUCCUUCUCCUCCCUCUAGCUAAAACAUUAAAUAAAUGUUCCUUUAAUUAUAUUUAAAGGUUUUUUAAAAUUAUUUUUUAAUUAAUUUUAUCAUAAUUUCAUAUUGACCGUUCUAAGUAUUCGUUUAGUUUGUUUGUGUGUGUGUUUUAUUUGUUAUUUAACUAAUUUUUAGGUUAAAUCUUAUUGUAAAUAAUUAUUUUUAGUUUUUAAAGUUCUUUAUAAAAAAUAGAAUAAAAUGUUAUGAAA
This is a messenger RNA of Lucilia cuprina (Australian sheep blowfly), 890 nucleotides long. RefSeq lists its product as uncharacterized. The transcript has a single exon. Gene Ontology annotation, biological process: axon guidance. The record is from RefSeq and is a predicted model, not a curated record. The annotation marks the transcript as partial. NCBI's taxonomy places the organism in Eukaryota, Metazoa, Arthropoda, Insecta, Diptera, Calliphoridae.